AUGGAUUAACAAAAUUAUACAAUAGUUGGAGUGAUGUCAGGAACAUCACUUGAUGGAAUAGAUCUAGCACUAAUUCGAUUCGAAAACAUAAAUCAACAAUGGCAUUAUAAAAUUUUGAGUGCUCAAACUUACUUAUAUGAAUAGUCUUGGAUUGAUCUCCUUAAAAAUGCUCAUGCCUUAUAAUAAUGUGAAAUAGAAAGUUUUAAUCUAAAUUAUACUCAUCAUUUAGCAUAGCAAAUUAAUAAAUUCACUUCUCAAUUUUAAGAUGUCAAAAUAGAUGCCAUAUGUUCUCAUGGACAUACAAUCAUUCAUAAACCAAAAGAGGGAAUUACAAUACAAAUAGGUAACCUACCAAUAUUGCCUCAACUUGUUAAGACAACAGUUGUAUGCGAUUUCAGAGUUUAAGAUGUUAAAUUAGGAGGAAAUGGAGCACCAUUAGUACCACUUGGAGACAGAAUUCUCUUUCAUGAAUAUCAUUAUCGCAUUAAUUUGGGUGGAUUCUCAAAUAUCUCAUAUGAAAGAGACAAUCUUACUCUUGCCUAUGAUAUUUGUCCAGUAAACACAGUUCUGAAUAGGUUGGCCUUUCCAAAAAACUAUGAUGAAAAUGGGGAUAUCUCAAGAAGUGGAAUUGUCAAUCCAAAUUUAUUAGAUUAAUUAAAUAAUUUAGAAUAUUAUAAACUUGCACCUCCUAAAAGUCUAGGUGUUGAAUGGGUUUACGAUUGUAUUUUACCUUUAAUUGAGUCAUUUGAUCUGUCUUAGUAAGAUAAACUUUGCACAUUUUGUGAACACAUUGCUUAUUAGAUUGGAAAAUCAAUAGGGAAGUAGGAUGAAAAGGUUCUGUUCACAGGAGGGGGUGUAUAAAAUAAAUAUUUAAUGGAAAGAAUUCAUCAUUAUGUCAAAAAUGUUUAAAUCUUAGAUUAAUAAGCAUCUGAUUUUAAAGAGGCCUUAAUUUUUGGAUUGCUUGGAGUACUAAAAUUAAGAAAUGAAAUCAAUGUGUUGAGUAGCGUAACAGGAGCAAGUCAUGAUCAUUCUAGUGGAUAUAUUUAUAAAUAUUAAGAUAAUUGA
Messenger RNA from Paramecium octaurelia, 1065 nucleotides. The record is from the annotation of a GenBank genome assembly. Lineage: Eukaryota; Ciliophora; Oligohymenophorea; Peniculida; Parameciidae.